CCCCUUCUCAGCUCCUGUCCUCUACUCCUCAAACUGCUGAUGUGGUACUAACUUUAGCCUCCACCUCUGCAAACAUGUUCAACUUCACAUCAAAACUUUUGCUGCUUUUUCUCCUGGCCUUCCCCUGCGGUCUGAUAUCAGUUGGCCACGUUUAUGCCGACUCAGACUCGGCCGAGGACAUUGUCGAGGACUCAGAUGCUGCAGUAGAUGAAGAGGAAGAUGAUGAAGAUGUCCUUGUUGAAGAGGAUCAGAUGCAAACCUCGGAAGGAGACGAAGAUGACUCUGACGAAGCGGCGGACAAACUGUUAGCUUCUCACCCUGAUGCCGACACGACGAUCAUCUUCACCACAGGAGAAGAGUUUCCUGCCAAUGAAAUUGUGCGGUUCCUGGUGGGUUUCUCCAACAAGGGUAGUCAGGAGUUCACUGUUCAGUCAUUGGAGGCCUCCUUCCGUUAUCCCCAGGACUUCCAGUUCUUCAUCCAGAAUUUCACAGCUUUGCCCCUGAACACUGUCAUCAAACCACAAGCUCAGGCCUCCUUCGAGUACUCCUUCAUCCCAGCACAGCCAAUGGCCGGUCGCCCAUUUGGACUUGUAAUCCUGCUCAGCUAUCAAGACACUGAGGGCAGCGUGUUCCAGACUGCCGUUUACAACCAGACUGUCACCAUCACUGAACGAGAAGAGGGACUGGAUGGAGAAACAAUGUUUAUGUACGUGUUCCUGGCGGGACUGGUAUCCCUGCUGCUCUUCGGGAUGUACCAGGUCCUGGACUCGAGGACGAAAAAGAGGCUUUCUGUGAAAAUAGAAAAGGGCACUGCUGGAAUAAAUGAUGUGGACAUCAGCUGGAUUCCUCAGGAGACUCUUAAUGUCAUGAACAAGGCUUCCCCUAAAGCAUCCCCCCGGAAACGAACCAAGAGGGCGGCUGGGACAGACCAGUAAACGUGCUGGCUUCCCUUUGUCAUUAUAAUCUUGAUCAAACUUUCAGAACACCUCACAACAAUAAGUCAGUUCAUAUUUACAAAGAAUGAGCAUAUCUGGAAUUCAGUUUUUGAAGCAGAUUUUUUUUUAUGUUUGAGAAUCGGAGAUCGAUACAGUCUCAAGGUAUUACAUGCUGAGAGGAUCCUGGGUUCCUGUGCUCUCAUUGGACCGUGACCAUUUAAACACUAAGAAGACUGAACUGUGGUUCAUUUUAAAGGGACUUUUGUAUCUGUGUGUGUAUGUGUGUGAGAGAGAGAAAGAGAGAGGUGUAAUGGGAAAAAUAAGACAAUCAGUAAUUAAGAUUACAAGGGCUGGCUUGAACUGCCUUCUUGAAGAAGGUUGAAUUUGAGUUUAUUGCCACCCCUCCUUUUUUCUUUUUUUUUUUUAAUACCUGUUUUUCUGGAUUUUAUGACUUCAGACCAUUCGUGUUUUAUUUGUAUAAUGAAAAAAUCACAGUCUUCUCUAUCAUCAAACCCUUCCCUGCCAUAUCUGGUCUCUUGCAAAGAAUGCAGUUGAUUUUUUUUUAAUUACCACACAUGACUCACACAUAACAUCCAUUAAUGAUUUUAUUUUUUUUUUUAAGUGGUACAGUGGCAGCUGCUAGUACAAAUGUCGAAACCAUGUAUCUCAGUGUCUCUGCAAGUCAAUUUUGCCGCCUUACUCCUGAGCAGAGCAUUUCAGAGUCUUCAGUCAGUGUUAGUGAUGCGGUCUUUCAGGUUGUAUGUCAGUAUUUGUGAUGCAACGCCUUCUGAAAAACAAUAAAAGGCUAAACAAAGUGUUUUGUAUUUUU
Molecule: messenger RNA, 1764 nt
Organism: Pelmatolapia mariae (spotted tilapia)
Lineage: Eukaryota; Metazoa; Chordata; Actinopteri; Cichliformes; Cichlidae
Product: translocon-associated protein subunit alpha-like
Exons: 9
Coding region: 75-935 (286 amino acids)
Cellular component (GO): endoplasmic reticulum; endoplasmic reticulum membrane
Source: RefSeq, a predicted model, not a curated record